AUGUCUGGUUCGCCGUCCAAGAAGCGCACCACGAAGCCCAUCCACGAGUUCUUCAAGCCUUACCUCAAGAGCACUGUUCCCGCCAAACGACCGUCACCCUCUGCCCCAGAGCGAAAGCGAAAGGAAGCCGAGUCCUCGCGCAGAGAUGACACCAACAAGGCGGCACCCACCACUCCACGGGCAGGAAAGCGGACUAUCGAUCACUAUGCAACAAGAACACCCCCCUCGACCGUUCUGUCACCCAGGUCUGCGCCAGGCUCGCGCACUUCUCUGUCCAUUCGCAGCCGAACCUCGCACUCCAAAGAUCCGAUAGAGCCUCCCUCAACGUACAAACGGGCCCCCCGAUUUGACGCGGUCGCCCUGGAGGAAGAAGAAGAUGGUGACACUUCCAAGGGUCAGGCCAAUCGCUUCUCAUUCAGCGACUUGACAAGCUCGACCCAAACAGUCGUUAAGGACGGCAAAGUGAUUGAGGUCCUCGACUCGGACGAAGACGACAAGGACUCGUUGGAGUCGCUUGAGGAUUUGUUUGGGAGGAAAAAAGACGGCCGCAGUACGUCGCUGUCGUCCGGUCUUGGAGCUGAGGCCAAAGCCGAGGCCGAGCGGAUCAGGAUGCUGAAUCUGUUCACGUCGGGUCGGUCAGUCCCCUUGGUUGGUAGUGCCAAAAUACGGGCUCUGCGGGCGAAAGAAAUGGCACACAAAUUCGACAUUUCGGGCCUGAUGGACGAUCAUUUCAAUGACAAGGAAGUGGAGAGCAAGGUCUCCGAAGCCCGAGCAGACUUCGAGGCAGCUGCUCAGGCUGCGAGUGGGGAGGGCAACCUCAGGCUCGACAGGACACUUCUAGCGGCCAUGGCGACCACGGACGAUGAUGAACAUAAAGUCGCGAGAGUAAUGGACGCCUUUGACCGCACGGAAGCUCUGGCAUCUGAGCCAGUCUUCUUGGUCUUUGGAGUCAAAGGGUUGAAUGACUGGCACGAUCAAGAUCCGUAUAAAGAAGCCUUCCCCAAAGAUGCGAUUCCAGAGCACCUCUGGCGAGAGGGCGAUGAUGAUUCUAGGUCAAGGGCCUAUGUGUCCGGCUACAUGGCUGACCUCGCAGCGAGAGGCCUGAUUUCGGACGAUGUAUUGAACUGGACCUAUGAAAACGUCAUCAUUGAGCCACAAGACGACCUAAGACAAGCGUAUAUCCAAUGCUUGAAAAUUGCGAGCUCGUCCUGGACAAGGACCAACAUCAACUCACAGGCCGUCACAAAUGUCUUCGGGGUGCUAGGAGCCGAUGACACCAGUCUUCUGCCUCUCCUUGAGAUCAAGCGCAGGCAUCGACUCUUGAAGGAGCCCGUGCCACGCGACCCAAAGUACCUUCUUGCCAUCCUGGAUCUCUAUCAUUCCAUCUGUGCGGACAUGGACUUUUCGGCACUGAGCAAUCUGACUUCUAUCAUCUGUCGGCUUGCGAUCGACAGCGAGCUGACCAGUGACGGACGAAUCUCUUCGAGUAUUGAGGCGAUGCUGGAGAGACUUCUAUCACUUCCUGACGUGGGAAUGAGGUCUUUCGUUGCCGAUCGAGUCGUAUCGGACAUGGGUCAAUAUCUGAAAGAUGCUACUUUGCAAGCGCAAUUACUCUCUCAUAUCUUACCUACUUCGCCUACCGCAUUGCAGGUACGCAUCCUUCUUUCGCAGAUCUUUCUUCUUGGCUUCGACAAAACAAAAGGAACUGGAUCCAGCGCCCCCAAGAUUUCGCUGCAAAGGCUAGCCGAGCACGUAUCCAAAUCCCCCGACUUUGAUACACGGCGGCGGAAAGGUCCGAGCACGAUAGACUACGCUGCCCUCCGCGCGCGCACUCACAUUCUCGACAUUGCCAUCUCGGACGGCGGUCGACCGGCCGAAUUUGCCUCUCGCGCGGAUGAAGCCUCGUUCAACAAAUCCGUCGAUCAUCUCGCCAACGCCGUGGAAGCGACCCUCGUCGCCAUCAUCGACACGGGCGCCUCACACAUGACCCGUACAGAGUGCAAGGACGUUUUGCACGCACUAUAUUGGCGGUUACUGUACAGUGUGCGGACGGAGUCGAGGCCCAAGAGACACAUCUUUGACGGGAAGGCGGGCAAACUGAGGGACGCCGAGGAACUCAGGGUCGAAGAGCGAGGCAAGGACUUUAUGAGCCGCUUUCUGGAGAAGACCAAAGAGAAACAGCGAAAACGGGACAAGGGAGCCGAGAAGACCACGUCCAGGGAGGAUGGAGAGAUGUCUCCUAGGAAAAGCGGGAAAUCACUCCCUUCCACUUCUCCCCCGACUUCUGACGAGCCUUCAGAGACCGAGAAGUCGAUCCGCAGGCAACUGGGCCUGGACGACUGA
This is a messenger RNA of Fonsecaea nubica, 2343 nucleotides long. RefSeq lists its product as hypothetical. Lineage: Eukaryota; Fungi; Ascomycota; Eurotiomycetes; Chaetothyriales; Herpotrichiellaceae. The transcript has a single exon. The record is from RefSeq and is a predicted model, not a curated record. The coding region runs from base 1 to 2343 and encodes 780 amino acids.